Molecule: messenger RNA, 3897 nt
Organism: Miscanthus lutarioriparius
Lineage: Eukaryota; Viridiplantae; Streptophyta; Magnoliopsida; Poales; Poaceae
Source: the annotation of a GenBank genome assembly
AUGGCCGGCGACUCGUCCCCCUCCCCGGCUCCCGCAUCCGUUCAGGUGCUCUGCGCCGGUUGCCGCGGUGUCCUCGCUGUCGGCCCCGGCGUGACCGAGUUCAUCUGUCCCAAGUGCCGCAUGGAGCAGCGCCUCCCGCCACAGCUCAUGCCUAAGUCCACCUCGACCUCGUCGCCUGCGCCCAAAUCCCCCGCGAAGCCUUCUCCCCCUCCUCCUACGCAGCCCCGGAGGGGUGCGCCGCCGGCUCAGGGGGUGGACCCCACGAAGAUCCAGCUCCCUUGCGCGGGCUGCCAAGCCGUCCUCAACGUGCCCCACGGCCUCGCCCGCUUCCGCUGUCCGCAGUGUGGCGUCGACCUUGCCGUGGACCACACCAAGCUACAGAAAUUCCUCGCCUCCUCCAACAGCGCCGCGCCAUCGGGCCCCGCCCCGACCUCGGUGACUAAGACGCAGCCGCCUCUGGCGACAUCCCUCCCCGUGUUGCCGCCUGGCGUGGCGCAGCCGCUGCAGCUAGUGGCUGGCGCAACAAUUCCCAUGGUGCUGCCUGCCGCCGAACCGCCCGAGGAGAUCAAUGAGGUUGCCAUUGAUGUUGAGCGUGAUGAAGAUGAAGGUGGCACUGUUGGAGAAACUUUCACUGACUAUAGGCCUCCCAAGCUAUCAUUUGGUCUAUCUCAUCCAGAUCCAGUUGUAGAAACUUCUUCUUUGUCAGCUGUACAACCUCCUGAACCAACUUACUGCUUGAAUAUCAUGGAUGAAUUGGAUGAGACAAGGGCAUUGUCUUGUUUGCAAAUCGAAACAAUAGUUUAUGCUUGUCAGAGGCACCUUCAUCAUCUCCCUACUGGCCAUAGAGCAGGUUUUUUCAUUGGUGACGGGGCUGGCGUUGGUAAGGGCCGAACAAUUGCUGGAUUAAUCUGGGAAAAUUGGCAGCAGGGAAGGCAUAAGGCAGUGUGGGUAUCUGUCGGUUCUGACUUAAAGUAUGAUGCUCGAAGAGAUUUGGAUGAUGUUGGUGCAAAGUGUGUCCAAGUGCACCCUUUAAAUAAGUUACCGUAUUCUAAGCUAGAUUCGAAGGCCAUUGGAAUUAAGAAUGGGGUAAUCUUUGUAACUUAUAGUAGCCUAAUAGCAUCGUCUGAGAGAGGCCGCUCCCGCUUGCAGCAAUUGGUUCAAUGGUGUGGGCAAGAGUUUGAUGGUCUCCUUGUGUUUGAUGAGUGCCACAAGGCCAAAAAUCUGAUUCCUGAUGCCGGAAGCCAGCCCACUCGCACUGGUAAAGCAGUUCUUGAGAUCCAGGAAAAGUUACCUGAGGCUCGGGUUGUUUACUGCUCAGCAACUGGUGCAUCAGAACCACGAAAUUUGGGCUAUAUGGUUCGGCUUGGACUUUGGGGUGAAGGAACAUCAUUUCAUAAUUUUUCACAAUUUUUAGGUGCUCUUGAGAAAGGUGGUGUGGGAGCACUUGAACUUGUUGCCAUGGACAUGAAAGCUAGGGGUAUGUAUGUAUGCCGUACAUUAAGUUACAAAGGGGCUGAUUUUGAUAUAGUGGAGGCUCCACUUGAGGAAAGAAUGAUGAACAUGUACAAAAAGGCUGCUGAAUUUUGGGCUGAAUUGCGCCUUGAACUCCUAUCAGCAAGUGAAUUAUUUGCUGACGGCAAUUCAAAUCAAAUAUGGCGGUUGUAUUGGGCCAGCCAUCAGCGUUUCUUCAGGCACAUGUGCAUGUCUGCAAAGGUACCUGCUGCUGUGAGGUUAGCUAAAGAGGCCUUGGCAGAGAACAAAUGUGUGGUGAUUGGUCUUCAGAGCACUGGAGAAGCUAGAACUGAAGAAGCUGUCACAAAAUAUGGAGUUGAAAUGGAAGACUUCGUUUCUGGCCCUCGGGAGCUCCUUCUUAAGUUGGUAGAAGAAAACUACCCUUUACCUCCAAAACCCGAUUCUUUUCAGCAAGGUGAAGAAAAAGUCACAGAGAUCCAGCGUAAGCGCCAUUCUGAACUGGAUGUAUCGUUUAAAGGGCGAGUUAGGAAAGUGGCGAAAGUGGUAGAUGUGAGUGAUGAUGACACCAAUGAUUAUUCUCCAUCUGAGUCAGAUCAUGAAUCAACAGAAUCUGAUGAGGAGUUCCACAUGUGUCAAAUCUGCAACACAGAGGAGGAGAAGAGCCUGUUGCUUCAUUGUUCUGGUUGUUCUCGGCAUGUUCACCCUAAUUGUCUAACACCACCUUGGACUGGGAUGAUUACGGAUGAUUGGGCAUGCUACACAUGCAAGAUAGUAGAAGACGAGGAAGAAGAGCAAGAUGUCCAUGUAGCUGAUUGUUCAAAGAGGUACGAUUCUGCAGUAGAGAAAAGGUUGAAGAUUUUGGAUCUAAUACGCUCCUUGGAUCUCCCCAAUAAUCCCUUGGAUGAUAUCAUUGAUCAGCUAGGGGGGCCUGACAAUGUUGCUGAAAUAACUGGACGUCGUGGAAUGCUCAUAAGAGCUUCAGAUGGGAAAGGCGUGGUUUAUCAGGCGCGGAACGCGAAAGAAGUAUCGAUGGAGAUGAUUAAUAUGCACGAAAAGCAGCAGUUUAUGGAUGGCAAAAAACUAAUUGCAAUUAUAUCUGAAGCAGGGUCAGCUGGUGUUUCUCUCCAUGCUGAUAGAAGGGCAAAAAACCAGAGAAGAAGAGUACACAUAACACUUGAACUCCCUUGGAGUGCAGAUCGUGCAAUACAGCAGUUUGGGAGGACCCAUCGUUCUAAUCAAACUUCUGCCCCUCAAUAUAGGCUUCUUUUUACAAAUCUCGGUGGUGAAAAGCGGUUUGCGUCAAUUGUGGCAAAAAGGCUAGAGUCCCUUGGUGCUUUAACACAAGGAGAUCGCAGGGCUGGGCCUUCUUUGAGUGCUUUUAACUAUGAUAGCAAUUAUGGGAAAAAGGCGUUAACCAUGACAUAUAGGAGAAUAAUGGAACAGGAUUCUUUUCCAGUUGUUCCUCCGGGGUGUUCUGAUGAUGAAACUAGCAUCCAAGAUUUCAUCAAUGAAGCAAAAGCUGCUCUAGUAUCAGUUGGAAUUAUUAGGGACGCUUUCAUAUGCAAUGGAAAAGAUCCUGGGAAGCUUUCUGGUCGGAUUGUAGAUUCAGAUAUGCAUGAUGUUGCUCGUUUUCUCAACCGCCUUUUGGGGUUGCCUCCGAACAUCCAGAAUAGGUUGUUUGAUCUCUUUACAAGUAUAUUUGAUGUUGUCCUUCACAAUGCAAGGAUAGAAGGGCAGCUAGAUUCUGGAAUUGUUGAUAUCAGAGCUAAGAAUGUUGAAAUGAAAGAAUCACCUAAGACUGUUCACACUGAUAGCUUGUCUGGUGCUUCGACGGUACUAUUUACUUUCACCAUCGACCGGGGAAUUACUUGGGAGUUGGCAAAAGCGAAGCUUGAGGAAAGGGAGAAAGAUGGUGCUGGUACCUCCAAUGAUGGGUUUUAUGAGUCCAGAAGGGAAUGGAUGGGGAGAAGGCACUUCAUUCUAGCUUUCGAAGGCUCAACUGAAGGAAUCUACAGAAUAAUCAGACCUGCUAUUGGUGAAGCAUUGAGGGAGAUGCCUUCAACUGAACUAAAAAGCAAGUACAGGAAGGUGUCAUCAAUAGACAAAGUUAGUAAAGGAUGGCAGGAAGAGUACGAUGCUUCAUCGAAGCAGUGUAUGCAUGGAUCUAAAUGUAAAAUUGGGAGCUACUGUACUGUAGGAAGAAGGUUGCAAGAGGUUAAUAUAUUGGGUGGCCUCAUACUUCCAGUUUGGGGUACAAUAGAAAAGGCCCUGGUCAAGCAGGUACGCCUGAUUCACAGGAGAAUACGUGUUGUCCGUUUAGUCACAACAAAUGACAGUCAGCGAAUCGUUGGACUGCUGAUUCCAAAUUCAGCAGUGGAGUCAGUACUAACAGGCUUGCAAUGGGUCCAGGAUCUUGAUGACUGA